Messenger RNA from Medicago truncatula (barrel medic), 1129 nucleotides. RefSeq names its product V-type proton ATPase subunit d1. Bases 68 to 871 code for a protein of 267 amino acids. The record is from RefSeq and is a predicted model, not a curated record. The transcript has 9 exons. Gene Ontology annotation, molecular function: proton-transporting ATPase activity, rotational mechanism. Lineage: Eukaryota; Viridiplantae; Streptophyta; Magnoliopsida; Fabales; Fabaceae. Gene Ontology annotation, biological process: proton transmembrane transport. Gene Ontology annotation, cellular component: proton-transporting V-type ATPase, V0 domain.
UUCUCCGUUGCAUACAACAACAAUUGUGGAGAAAUGUACUCUUAAGCUGGUUGAUGAUUACAAGCACAUGCUAUGCCAAGCUACAGAACCCUUGUCAACCUUCUUAGAGUAUAUCACAUAUGGUCACAUGAUAGACAAUGUUGUUUUGAUUGUUACUGGCACCUUGCAUGAGAGAGAUGUCCAAGAACUUCUAGAAAAAUGCCAUCCACUGGGCAUGUUUGACAGUAUUGCCACUUUGGCUGUAGCUCAGAAUAUGAGGGAGCUUUACAGGCUGGUUCUUGUUGACACUCCUCUGGCUCCAUACUUCUCUGAGUGCAUUACAUCAGAGGACUUGGAUGACAUGAACAUUGAAAUAAUGAGGAACACUCUUUACAAGGCAUACCUUGAAGAUUUUUACAGAUUUUGUCAGAAACUUGGUGGUGCUACUGCCGAGAUAAUGUCUGACCUUCUGGCUUUUGAGGCCGAUAGAAGGGCUGUGAAUAUUACCAUAAACAGCAUUGGAACUGAGCUUACCAGAGAUGACCGUAGGAAGUUGUACUCUAACUUCGGUUUGUUCUAUCCAUAUGGUCAUGAGGAGCUUGCUGUCUGUGAGGACAUUGAUCAGGUUCGUGCUGUUAUGGAAAAAUACCCUCCUUAUCAAUCUAUCUUUGCGAAGUUAUCGUAUGGGGAGAGCCAGAUGCUUGACAAGGCAUUCUAUGAGGAGGAAGUCAAGAGGCAUUGCUUAGCAUUUGAGCAACAGUUUCACUAUGCUGUUUUCUUCGCAUAUAUGAGGUUAAGGGAGCAGGAGAUAAGAAAUCUUAUGUGGAUUUCAGAAUGUGUGGCUCAGAAUCAAAAGUCGAGACUUCAUGACAGUGUUGUCUUUAUAUUUUAGUCUGAUUACUCAUUGUUAUAGCUUGUAUGUUCAUUUGGACUAAUUGUUGUGUCUGCAUUCUACACCCAAGUUGCCGAUCAUUAGAGACUAGAGAAGAUUGUGAUACAAAUAAGUAAAAUCUUCUGUAAUAUAGAUGGGAGAUCUUUUGUCAAAUUUGAUUAAAUUAUGUUCAGAUUUAAAAACACUUAUAUUGAAUUUGUAUGUUGUGAAUUGUGAUAAUAAAUUUUCUUAUGAAAUAAACUUUGAUAGAUUUGUUCA